AUGAGUGUGGCCGGAAAUUUCAGCGACUUUAGCUCCGGAUCCCGGUUCGUGUUCCAGAUGGCCAUCGACGAGUACCACGCGGGUCGCAACUGGUCCGGUCUGGUCGAUCGCUACUGGCUGAUCGUGGAGGAGCUAAUCGCAGACCCUCGUGCCAAACACCUCCCCUUCAUGGACAACCCACUACCGACGCUCGGACUGAUAAUCUGCUACCUGCUGUGGGUCCUGCUGCUUGGUCCGAUGUACAUGCGAGAUCGAAAACCCAUGGACCUGCGGCGGUUCAUCAUCUACUAUAAUCUGUUCCAGGUGCUGCUGAGCGGGUACAUGUUUUAUGAGCAUCUGAUGGCGGGCUGGCUGCAGGGAUACAGUCUCACGUGCCAAACAGUAGAUUAUAACGAUGGACCACUCUCGCGAAGGAUGUUUAAUCUAUGCUACGUGUACUACCUGUCAAAGUUGACCGAGUUCGCUGACACGAUAUUUUUCGUCCUGCGGAAGAAGCAAUCCCAGAUCACGGAUUUGCACGUGUAUCACCACUCGCUGACGCCGAUGGAGGCGUGGAUUCUGACCAAGUUUAUUGCAGGUGGCAACGCGACCUUUCCCAACAUUAUCAACAACUUCGUGCACAUCCUGAUGUACUUCUAUUACAUGCUGUCCGCGAUGGGACCUCGCUAUCAGAAGUAUCUCUGGUGGAAAAAGUACAUGACCGAGGUUCAAAUAGUCCAGUUCAUCCUUUGCAUUGGCCACUGCAUCAACGCCCUUGUGACGGGCUGUCCGUUCCCGCGUUUCAUCUCCACACUGCUCCUGAUCAAUGCUUCCAUAUUCCUGAUACUGUUUAUGAACUUCUACAUUGCAAGCUACAAGCGGAGGCCAUCGGUACAAUCGUCGGCGAUUGCGGCAGCUCAAGUCGGCAGCCCCGAGGAACAAUCUUCGACGGUAGAAGAUCUGCAAACGAACGCCGAAGAGCUCACCGUGAAAGAAGUCAACAACAACAGUAUCCUGCUGCUGAAGAAACCAACCAUGGACGACGACGAAUCGGACGACGGAGUCCCUCCGACCGCUAACGGUGACAUCGUUAGCAAAAUGGAAGCGGACGUAAGCAAUUCCGGUGAGGACGACACCGAAGCCGCCACCACCACCGCUAGUGAACUGCCAAAGGAUGUGAUAGCAGCGGUUGACGGACUUCGACGGCGGAUAGCGAAUGCCGAAGAACUGCUUCCCGUGCGGGCGGAAGAAACUGUCGCAGAGUAG
Messenger RNA from Sabethes cyaneus, 1245 nucleotides. RefSeq names its product elongation of very long chain fatty acids protein 7. Gene Ontology annotation, biological process: fatty acid elongation, monounsaturated fatty acid; fatty acid elongation, polyunsaturated fatty acid; fatty acid elongation, saturated fatty acid. NCBI's taxonomy places the organism in Eukaryota, Metazoa, Arthropoda, Insecta, Diptera, Culicidae. The record is from RefSeq and is a predicted model, not a curated record. The transcript is spliced from 6 exons. Gene Ontology annotation, molecular function: fatty acid elongase activity. Gene Ontology annotation, cellular component: endoplasmic reticulum membrane. The coding region runs from base 1 to 1245 and encodes 414 amino acids.